This is a messenger RNA of Sebastes umbrosus (honeycomb rockfish), 769 nucleotides long. RefSeq names its product putative ABC transporter ATP-binding protein MG015. The transcript is spliced from 6 exons. Gene Ontology annotation, cellular component: plasma membrane. NCBI's taxonomy places the organism in Eukaryota, Metazoa, Chordata, Actinopteri, Perciformes, Sebastidae. Gene Ontology annotation, biological process: transmembrane transport. Bases 1 to 483 code for a protein of 160 amino acids. The record is from RefSeq and is a predicted model, not a curated record. Gene Ontology annotation, molecular function: ATP binding; ATPase-coupled transmembrane transporter activity; ATP hydrolysis activity.
AUGCUAUAUUUAGAAUAUAAGGAAGGCUCUGGAGGAGGUCAGCAAUCUCUCACUCGGUGUUCCCUGGAGGUGCAGCUGAAGUCCGCGGAGGAGGAGCUGCCCGGGCAGUUCGAGACGGUUCUGGCCGAGUCAGGCUCCACCUUCAGCGUGGGCCAGAGGCAGCUGGUGUGUCUGGCCAGAGCCAUCCUGAGGAAGAACCGCAUCCUGGUCAUCCACGAGGCCACGGCCAACGUGGACCCCAGCUCGGAGUCCAGUGUUCUCCCACCUGUCGUCGUCUCUUCAGGGCCUGUGGACCAUCCGAGCCUUUGGAGCAGAGGAGAGGUUCCAGAAAGCCUUCAAUGCCCAGCAGGACCUGCACUCAGAGGCCUGGUUCCUGUUGCUGACCACCUCUCGCUGGUUCGCUGUCCGUCUCCACGGCAUCUGCUCCAUCUUUGUUACCGUCACCACCUUUGGCUGCCUGCUGCUCAGAGACCGUGCAGCUGAAGUCCGCGGAGGAGGAGCUGCCCGGGCAGUUGGAGACGGUUCUGGCCGAGUCAGGCUCCACCUUCAGCGUGGGCCAGAGGCAGCUGGUGUGUCUGGCCAGAGCCAUCCUGAGGAAGAACCGCAUCCUGGUCAUCCACGAGGCCACGGCCAACGUGGACCCCAGGACAGAUGAGCUGAUCCCUCAUCGUCUCAACACCAUCAUAGACAGCGACAGGAUACCGGUGAGUCCUCUUACUCAUAGAUUCUAGAAAAGACUACUUGUUUAUCAUCAUAAAGGUCAUAGUAU